This is a messenger RNA of Mollisia scopiformis, 699 nucleotides long. RefSeq lists its product as uncharacterized. Lineage: Eukaryota; Fungi; Ascomycota; Leotiomycetes; Helotiales; Mollisiaceae. The coding region runs from base 36 to 518 and encodes 160 amino acids. The record is from RefSeq and is a predicted model, not a curated record. The transcript has a single exon.
CACAGAUUCUCGAAACUUGUCCACAGCCAGCAAAAAUGACAUUCCCAGAUAGUCCGAGCAAAGUCACAUCUUCUGCAAUUACGCCAGCUCUUCCAGACAAUGUCUGCAUCUUCUCACCCGCGGAUCCAAAUGCAGCGAGUGCCCUGUUGAACGGGCGCAUCUUCACUCGCCUCACUGCCAGCAUUCAGACUGAGCCAUCCAAGCUUUCGGCGGCUUUAAGAAAUUUGUUACGGCCUGAAGCCUGCGCGGUCUUCUGUCUAAUUCAUCGCAAUGCUAUUUUGAUAUUUGACUCCAAUGGCGAUGGUGAGGACCUACAAAAUUUGCACCACGAGCAUUUUCGUCUUGUCUGCUUAGCGCUGAAAGACGCCGACAUCGGCUUAGACGUUUCCGGAUGUAUUCUCGAUGCUCCUAACGUCCUUCAAGCGGGCUUUCAACUUGACAAAAUGAAUCACGGUUCAGUUCUAAUGAUUGAUCUAAUGGACGAAGAGAAUGACGACGAUCCGGAUUCAGAUGACUGAUCGCGCCCCUCCAAGGCUGUGUAAUGAGCGGAAACUUAGGCUGUGGUCUUCGUGGAACUGGAAAGUCAUUGACAAUCUUCGAGAUUCAUCUCAUGGCCGUCCGAGCUUUAGAUUGAAUGAAGACUAGCUACGAUGUAAAAACAAAGCAAACCGUCACCGAAUAGAAAAGAAAGUUUAAAGG